This is a messenger RNA of Nicotiana tabacum (common tobacco), 637 nucleotides long. NCBI's taxonomy places the organism in Eukaryota, Viridiplantae, Streptophyta, Magnoliopsida, Solanales, Solanaceae. The record is from RefSeq and is a predicted model, not a curated record.
AUGCCCUUUCUAUCUGCCGCUUUGGCAUCUGAUUGCAUCCUAGCUUAUCAACUCACCGUUAAUAAUCGUGGUGUUACCAGUGACAACAAGGAAGGGAGGCCUAGAUUUUUUGACUUGGAGGCUAGAAAGAAAUGCUGGGCCAAAGCCGAGAAGGUUCCAGGUCGAGAUCCUGAGAGGUGGAGAAAAGAUGUAGCUGGCAACAUUGUUGGCAAGCGAUUCCACAGCUGCCUAGGUUGCCUUUGCUUUGAGUAUGAUCACAUCGUUCCCUUCUCUAAAGGUGGUGAUUCUGUGUCAGAGAACUGUCAAAUUCUUCAAACAAGGGUGAAUAGAUCUAAAGCAGACAAGGUUGCUAUUGGCACAACACAGUUGAAAGGAUAUUCUUGUGACAUCAACUUCAGUGAUGAAGACCUUGACAAGAUUGAGAUGGCUGUUUAUGGGGAUAUUAAGCGAUCAGACAAUCAAUGUCGUGUUCCAACAAUUGAUGGAAUAAUGGGGAAAUACAAGCCUAAGAAGCGCAUUGCGAGCUGCAACUCCCAAUAAAUAUAAAGCUUGCUUUUUAGGAUCUGAGCACCCUCCACUUCCAACCAAGAGGUUGUGAGUUCGAGUCACCCCAAGAGCAAGGUGGGGAGUUCUUGGA